Penaeus indicus is the source of this 2908-nucleotide messenger RNA. Its product is annotated as facilitated trehalose transporter Tret1-like. The transcript has 9 exons. Gene Ontology annotation, biological process: transmembrane transport. Lineage: Eukaryota; Metazoa; Arthropoda; Malacostraca; Decapoda; Penaeidae. The record is from RefSeq and is a predicted model, not a curated record. The coding region runs from base 1 to 2280 and encodes 759 amino acids. Gene Ontology annotation, molecular function: transmembrane transporter activity. Gene Ontology annotation, cellular component: membrane.
AUGCCUUUUGAGACACAGUUCCUGCACAGUUGCAGGAUCAUGUAUCCAACCAACGGUUACACUGUGAGACUGCCAUCAGCAUGCCGUUUGAAGAGAUCAUCUGAGGAGGUCAGAGUGACGGCAGAGAAUGUUGCAGAUCAAUAUUAUAAGCCGCACGCAACUGUCUCCACAUGGAAUACAGCACACGAACAAAUAGUUCACAGAACUGUUGUACACAGUUCAUACCCGAUCCCAGCAGCAGAAUUUCCAUUACAUAAUAGAUUGCGUAAGUUGACAAAGGAAAAAGGCUUCUUGCGGCAUGUAUUAUGUAGAGAAGCAGAGGCAAGGAGAGAGAUAAAAAGCCGCGUCAUCUCGAGGUACGUUAGGUUCUCACAGCUGCCAUUUGUAAACAAUACCUCGCUGACGUGCGAAGCAGACUUCUCGGCUUUAACGGUGGCUUCAACCACGGAAGGAAUAAGGUCCUUGCUGGCGGAACUGGAGAUGCCGUCCAGUCGCGGGCCGUCGGGGACGCUGCCGAGGUCGGAGUCCGAGAUCGUGGUGGACUUCGCUCGCCAGCAGAGUUCGGAGGAUGACAUGAGUCACGACUCGCUCAACGAGGGCGACUGUCAGAGUCAGAGUGAGCGCCGUGACUCAAAGCACAUCUCUCGCGACUCCCUCUACAUGGACGAGUCCGACGGCGACGGCGGCUGGUCCCGAAGGGCGUCGCAGGGCGAGAAGAGUUUCCAGGACGACCUCGAGUCGGACAACUGGCACCGCGAGAAGGCCGAGGGCAACGCCUCCCGCGGCUCUGUCAAGGUGGUCGACAGCAACAUGAAGCGACGCAUCACGGACGAGAUCUACGGCAAGCAGCCCUCGCCCAUUAGCUCGCCCACCUACUCCUUCAGGAGCACCAUCGACCUCCUGCCCUCCUCCAGGAAGCGCCGCGGACUCCGCCAACAGGUGGUAGUGACAUUUGCCUGUUGUCUGGGCCCCCUCGCCUGUGGUUUCGCCCUCGCCUACAACAUGACGAAGAACCCGGCAGAGCUGAUGAGACCUUCCCUAGGGGCGUGGAAGACCUACGUGUACCUGCUGGGAUGUCUCGCAGGAGGCUUCUUCUCCGGGUGUCUGGCCAACUACGGCAGGAAGGUCGUGUUGCUCCUGACGAUGGUUCCCUUGGCACUGAGUUGGCUCUUCGUUAUCUUCGCCUUGCAGGUGUGGAUGGUGUUCUUGUUCCACGCAACGUCGGGCGUGUGUACUGGCAUCAUCAUGGUCAUCGCGCAGGUGUAUGUGGCUGAGGUAUCGGUACCAAGGAUCAGGGGUGCCAUCUCCUCGGCUCCGCUUCUCGCCUUCCAGGUUGGUAGUCUUCUGUGCUUCUUGCUGGGCGAGAUCCUGGUGUGGAAGAACCUGGCGAUUGUUGGGAUUUGCACGACGAUGCCCUUCUUCGUGUCGGUUGUGCUGUGCUUGCCGGAGUCGCCAAGGUUCCUCAUUCACGUUCGCCCCAACGACGCGCUCUCGACACUCCAGUGGCUGCGGGGCGUCGACAACGACGUCAUGGAGGAAUAUCACGAGAUCACCAACAGCUGCGAAAUCGACCGGUGGAGAAUCGCCUGCGAGGACCUCAUCCGACCCACGUUCUGGCGCCCGCUGCUUAUCUCCUGCGGCCUCAUGUUCCUUUACAACAUGACCGGUGUGGCGAGCUUUACGCUCUACGGAAUGGAACUCUUCUCCAAGAUCUCGAGCUCGUACAACAACGCGGCCUACUUCAUCGUGACGGUCGUGCUUAUCGUCGCCAUCACCCUCUCGGCUCUGCUCGUCGACCACAUUGGCAGGAAGCUCCUCCUGCUUCUCUCCCUCACCAUCAUGGCGGCCUCGGCCUUCGUGCUCGGCCUCUUCCUCUUCCUCAAGGACCUGCACAAAGUAGAGAACUACUUCACGUACCAGUGGAUCGCCGAGGUAUUCUGCGUGGUCCUGUUCACGUUCGCCCACGGGACGGGCGUGGGGCCCAUCGCCUGGGUCACCCUCGGGGAGAUCUUCGGCUCCCGCCAGAAGUGGAUCGGCGUGUCCGCGGCGUCCAUGGUCAUGUGGUCGUCCAUGCUCGCCGUCGACGUGGUAUUCCACAAGAUCCGCAUUGCCGUAGCGACCGGGGGCAUCUUCUGGUUCCACUGCGUCGUCUGCGUCGCCGGCUACAUAUUCGUCCUUGUGUGCUUCCGAGAACUGAAGGAGCAGCGGAUCGAUGACAUUACCAAGUCCUUUACGAGGAAACACGAUAAUUUGAUUGAAACUUUCAUUGCUAGACUGUAAGGGGCAUUUUCUUCUCCCGAAGAAACGGAAGGGGUGGCAGGAAGAGAAGGCAUGGAAAGAAAGGGUAAAAUAGAUAGAAAUGAUGAUAGAGAGAUUGAGGGGAAAAAGUGAGACAGACAUACAGACAGACAGGCAGACACAUGACGAGACGGAUCCAGACACAGUGACAAAGAGAUAGACUGAGGAAAUAACAGCUGAAUAGAGAGAGAGAGAGAGAGAGAGAGAGAGAGAGAGAGAGAGAGAGAGAGCGAGACAGAGAGAGAUGCCAUGACAAUAAAUCUUUCCUCUUUAUACUUGGAAUAUUACAUACUGAUUUAUACCAUAUGUACCGGAAAGAUUUACGUGUAAAUAUGUACAUACAUUAAACAGGUUUGAAAAUCAAGAAUAAAUCAAACCUGUUUUCAGUCUAGUUUCCUUCUUGGCAAAAUAUUUUCUACAAUAUGUUAUUUCUGUUGUGAGUUUUUUUCUUUUUCUCUAGAAUUAUUUUUACAUCCUCUUAUCUCUAUUUAUUUUGUAUAUUUUGUAGACGUAGAACGUUUAUGUUAGAUGAGAGCUAGUGAACUUUUUAUUAUCAUUAAAACUUGUGCUUAAUUAUCAUAAUAACCAAAAGAAGCGUCAUCAACAUACA